CUGUCGGCUACUCGCUCAACUCUCGAGUGUGAUCGGGGUUAACUAUCAUCGGUUCAAGUUGAACGCCACUCGUGUCUGAAGUUGAGCUUGGUAGUCGCCUGAGAAAAAUGCUUUUUUUAGGCUUUAUUACCUGUCUUGUAUUGCGCACCUUUUGUGCGGAGGGCAGCGAUGUGCUGGAGCUCGGAGACUCGGACUUUGAUCAGACCACAGCCAUGCACGAGACAAUGCUAGUGGAGUUCUUCGCACCCUGGUGUGGUCACUGCCAGAGGCUUGCUCCAGAAUAUGAGACUGCUGCCACAAAGCUGAAAGGGACGGUGCCUUUAGCAAAGGUUGACUGCACUGUGAACACUCAGUCCUGUGAGAGAUUUGGAGUGAAUGGAUACCCCACGCUUAAAAUCUUCCGCAAUGGAGAGGAAACUGGAUCUUAUGACGGGCCCAGAUCCGCAGCUGGAAUUGUGAGCUACAUGAAAAAGCAUGCUGGGCCGAGUUCUGUGACUCUGCACAGUGAAGCAGAUUUGGAUUCUUUUGUUGACAACUUUGAGGCCAGUGUGGUGGGAUUUUUCUCUGGGGAUGACAGUGCACAGCUGGCAGAGUUUCUCAAGAUUUCUAGCGCCCUGAGCGACAGCUAUCGAUUUGCUCAUUCCACUGUUCUGGGAACCGGCCUGAAAUAUGGGGUGGAUGGAGAGACUGUUCUGUUGUUUCGCCCCCCACGCUUGAACAGCAAGUUUGAGGACAGCGUUGUGAAAUACACUGAAACAGUUUCGACUUCCUCACUGCGAACAUUUGUCAGAGACAACGUAUUUGGUCUCUGUCCACAUUUGACCACUGAGAACAGAGACAGUCUGAGGGAAAGUGACCUGCUUACAGCGUAUUACAAUGUCGAUUAUUUAAGGAAUCCAAAAGGCACAAACUAUUGGAGGAACAGAAUAAUGAAGGUGGGGACACAAUUCCAGGGUCGAGGUUUGAAGCUCGCAGUGGCAGAUCGGCAGGAGUUCCAGGAUGAGCUUGAGGAGGAGUUUGGUCUGGGUCAGUCAGAGGAAGGAGAUUUACCCCUCGUCACCAUCCGGACAAGAGCAGGACACAAGUACGCCAUGCAGGAGGAAUUCACGAGAGAUGGGAAGUCCUUGGAGACGUUCUUGGAGGAUUACUUUGCUAACAGAUUGAAGAGAUAUGUUAAGACUGAGGCUGUUCCAGAGUCAAAUGAUGGCCCUGUCAAGAUUGUGGUUGCUGACAAUUUCGAUGAGAUUGUAAACGAUCCAGAGAAGGAUGUGUUGGUGGAAUUUUACGCUCCCUGGUGUGGCCAUUGCAAGAACCUGGAGCCCAAAUAUAAGGAGCUUGGAGAAAAGCUUGCUGGCGACCCCAACAUUGUUAUAGCUAAAAUGGAUGCCGCUGCUAAUGAUGUACCUCCAAAUUUUGACGUCCAAGGCUUUCCAACAAUUUACUUUGUACCCUCUGGACAAAAAGAACAACCACAACGAUAUGAGGGUGGUCGUGAAGUUAGUGACUUCAUCAGCUACUUGAAAAAAGAGGCCACCAAUCCGCUCGUCUUAAACGACUCAAGAGACGAACUGUAAAACAAACAUUUAGAUAUUGCAUUAAACGGGUGGAGAAAUGCACAGAACUACAGUGAAGUGAUCGGUUGAUCUUCAGUCUAAUAAUUUACUCAAAGCCUAAAAGCAGCUGAUCGCUAUCAAAUUGAAUGGGAUCAUCAAUGCGGGAAAAGUCACUAAAGCAGGAAGUCACUUGUUAAAUGUUAGGAAUGCGGUUUAAACGUCUAAUGCUGAAAUCUUUUUUUUUUAAAACAUUAGUUAUUUAACAAUCUGUUGCCUUUUGCAAGUUGGCACAAUUUUCUUUCAUUCUCUGUUGUUUGCAAAAAUCACUGUAUACAUGAAAAUGUUAUUCCCUUUCUUUUGUACAACCUUUAUUUAAAGAUUUAUAGGUCAUACAUGUUACCAUAGCAUCCUGAAAAGUUCUGUAUGAUAAUGUAUAUCACAAUCAAUACACAUUUAUCAUGUUUUAUAUUUAUUGUGGUAAUGGACUAUGUUACACAGAAUGUUUGCACAGGUUUACAGGUCAAAAAUAUUUUUUUCCAAACAAUAUGUUCAAAGAUUACAGAUAUAUUAUACAUUUGCCUGAAUUCUUCUGUUUAAAUUAAGUAUAUGUGUUACAUCAUUACAAACACCUUAAUAUUUAGUUUACACAUUUUCAAUGUUCUUGUAAUGUACUUUAUUAUUUUAAAUAAAUCUGUGGUUUAUUUAAAUAUGACCAUAAAGCAUA
Messenger RNA from Triplophysa rosa, 2277 nucleotides. It is a transcript of the gene pdia7, whose product is annotated as protein disulfide isomerase family A, member 7. Gene Ontology annotation, molecular function: protein disulfide isomerase activity. Bases 108 to 1574 code for a protein of 488 amino acids. Lineage: Eukaryota; Metazoa; Chordata; Actinopteri; Cypriniformes; Nemacheilidae. Gene Ontology annotation, cellular component: endoplasmic reticulum; cell surface. The transcript has 13 exons. The record is from RefSeq and is a predicted model, not a curated record. Gene Ontology annotation, biological process: protein folding; response to endoplasmic reticulum stress.